Messenger RNA from Myzus persicae (green peach aphid), 1747 nucleotides. RefSeq names its product kinesin-like protein KIF26A. Gene Ontology annotation, molecular function: microtubule motor activity; ATP binding; microtubule binding. Gene Ontology annotation, biological process: microtubule-based movement. The transcript is spliced from 8 exons. The record is from RefSeq and is a predicted model, not a curated record. The annotation marks the transcript as partial. Lineage: Eukaryota; Metazoa; Arthropoda; Insecta; Hemiptera; Aphididae.
UUCGUUCAGUCGUGCGUGUGUGCGGUCUCGUGUUCGCGCUUGUGUGUUAUUCGUUCGAUCGACCUCGAUUUUUCUGCAUAUCGUUUCAUAAUUAUAAUUCUCGUAUAAAAAACGUACACUAUCCCUAUAAGAAAAUUAAAUGCUAAAAGUAGGUACAGUUUUUGCGUACGCUGUUCGGAUUAUGUUCUUACAUUAUGCGAUGCGAUGUCCAUGUGCCUACAAAAGCAUCGUGACUUUAACCGGCGAAUUAAUUUUUUUGAAUUCGUCUGACGUAAUAGCUGAAUAAUGGCUACUGUGGAAAUAACGACUUACGGGAGGCCACCGAGUCGUGGAGACAUGGCGACAAUAAUAGAUGGACGAAACAAACGGCUGAAAAUCGGAAAAACAAUGAGAAGAACAUCGCCAAUACCAGUUCUUCCACCUAGAAUUCCAACACCUAUGCCAAAUCUACCGAAAGAUAGUUCCUCAAAACUAAAAAUUGCCAAGUACGAAAAGACAUAUCAAUCUUCCUUAGCGGCUCGUAUGUUACUAUUCACAACUGAUUCUGAAAAAGAAAAUGGGAAACGUAUCGUAAAUAAGCAGCAGCAGCAGCAGCCGCCGUCUUCGUCGCCCGCCGCCGCCGCCGCCACCCCGUGCCACCGUCGUCGCCGCGCCGACGAGGAAGGGGAAGACCGGCACCGUCACCGGACCAGUGCCGUCGUCGUCCCGCCGCCGCCGAACGGAGGCGGUCGCAGUAGUGCCGCAUACCCGGAACAGUCCGCCCGUAGUCGGACGCACCGCAAGGACGAUACGCACGCGUUAUACGCCGCCGCCGCCGCAAAGGCCGAAGACGAAGUCCGACGUUUGACUCGCGGUCGCUUGCCUUUGCCGACGACGACGACGACGACGACAGACGUCGAAGCCGCGGCUCUGGACUUCCGCAGACGAAGGUACGGAAUGUACGCCACGGCAGCUGUUACCGCGGAUGACCGUUACGGACACCGGUACGGCCUGUCCUCCGGCUUGACGACGUCGCAGGACCCGAAGACUUCGUCGGCCGCCGCAGCGUUUUUCUUGAGGGCGUCUCAAAAAUUGAAUCUAAAUGGUUCGCCUCAUCGCAGAAAAAGACGGGGAUCUCAAGGAGAAGAUGCUAUGACCACCUCGCAUGGAUUCGCCAGCGGCCUGCACAAGCACGCACCUCUUCUGCCGGCAUUGUUGCAGCGACGGAUUGCCGGCAAAGAACUUACCGGCGUGGGCAAGGUCAAAGUGAUUUUGAGAGUAACCAAAGGGGCUGACGAACAACCAGCGGCGACGUCCGAACCCAGUAACAACUUCAUGUCUGUGGACAAGAAGCACAGACAACUGACGCUAAUUGAUCCGAACGCACCUCCGGCCAGCGACGGCAGUCGGCGCGUGGGCGUUGCCGCUCCCAAAAUGUUCGCUUUUGACGCGCUGUUCACGCAAGAAGACUCGCAGGUGGACGUGUGCAGUGCUACUUUGAUGGAUGUCAUACAUGCUGUCAUUCAUGGAACCGACGGAUCUGUGUUUUGUUUUGGCCACCAAAAUCUAGGUAAAACGUACACAAUGAUCGGAUCGCCGGAAGACCCACAAACGUACGGGAUCAUACCGUGCGCCAUAUCGUGGCUUUUCAAAGGCAUACAGGAGCAGAAGGCGAGGACCGGGGCGCGUUUUUCGGUCCGCGUGUCCGCCGUAGAAGUGUCCGGACCCGCAAGUCCCGUUAAAGACCUGCUGGCCGGCCAAUCCAACG